CAAGCCGCUCGCCGUAGCGAGGAGGCCGCGUCCUGCGCAUGCGCGGUGGCGAAGGCGCAGUGGGUGCCCGGCUCGCGGGGCGGAAGGACGGUGGUGGGCUCGCGCCGAGGAAAUAGAAUCACCAUGUCAUCUGCACUAUUGCCUAAGCCGCAAAUGAGGCGCCUUCUGGCCAGACGGAUGAAGUUUCAUCUCUUUGGGGCAUUUUUUGUAUCUCUAGGAUGUGCAGCUGUGUACAAAUUUACUGUUGCUGAACCCAGAAAAAAAGCUUAUGCAGAGUUCUAUAAAAACUAUGAUCCUAUGAAGGACUUUGAAGCUAUGAGAGCAGCUGGUGUGUUUGAGUCUGCAGAGCCCAAAUGAUGGCAACCUGCAUUAACAGAUUCCCUUCAAUUUAAGGAGACUUGAUGGCUUAUUCACUGAAUUAUAAAGUGUAAUGCACUUCAAUCCAUAACAAACUGUAACAUAACUCAAUAAAUAAAAUACUUAUGCCAGUGGA
This is a messenger RNA of Rhea pennata, 493 nucleotides long. RefSeq names its product cytochrome c oxidase subunit 6C. Bases 124 to 357 code for a protein of 77 amino acids. NCBI's taxonomy places the organism in Eukaryota, Metazoa, Chordata, Aves, Rheiformes, Rheidae. The transcript has 4 exons. The record is from RefSeq and is a predicted model, not a curated record.